UGAUGCUGCCGCGCGGUAUUCAUCAUGGAGCUGGCGCCGCGGAGUUGUUCUCUGCUGCUGCUGCUGCUGCUGCUCCUGGGCCUGAGCACGGGAGCUGUCAUCAGCUGGCCCACAAAAGAGGGCAAGGAAGUAUGGGAUUAUGUGACUGUCCGGAAGGACGCCCACAUGUUCUGGUGGCUCUAUUAUGCCACCAGCCCCAGCAAGAACUUCUCAGAACUGCCCCUGGUCAUGUGGCUUCAGGGUGGUCCAGGUGGUUCCAGCACUGGAUUUGGGAACUUUGAGGAAAUCGGGCCCCUUGACAGAGAUCUCAAACCACGAAGAACUACUUGGCUCCAGUCGGCCAGUCUCCUGUUUGUGGAUAACCCAGUGGGCACCGGGUUCAGUUAUGUGAACAAGAGUGACGCGUACACCAAAGACCUGGCCAUGGUGGCAUCAGACAUGAUGGUUCUCCUGAAGACUUUCUUUGAAUGCCACAAAGAAUUCCAGACGAUUCCAUUCUACAUUUUCUCAGAGUCCUAUGGAGGAAAAAUGGCUGCUGGCAUUGCUGUAGAACUUUAUAAGGCCAUUCAGCAAGGGACCAUCCAGUGCAACUUUGCCGGGGUUGCUUUGGGUGACUCCUGGAUCUCUCCCAUCGAUUCAGUGCUCUCCUGGGGACCUUACUUGUACAGCAUGUCUCUUCUCGACGACCAAGGUCUGGCAGAGGUGUCUCGGGUUGCAGAGCAAGUCCUGGAUGCCAUAAAUAAGAGACUCUACAAAGAGGCCACCGAGCUGUGGGGGAAAGCAGAAAUGGUCAUCGAACAGAACACAGAUGGGGUGAACUUCUAUAACAUCUUAACUAAGACGUCUCCCAUGUCUACCGUGAAAUCGAGUCUAGAAUUCACCCAGAGCCACCUAGUUCAUCUUUUCCAGCGCCACGUGAGACACUUACAGCAGGAUGCCUUAAGUCAGCUCAUGAAUGGUCCCAUCAGAAAGAAGCUCAAAAUUAUUCCUGAAGAUUGCUCCUGGGGAGGCCAGGCUUCCAGUGUCUUCCUGAACAUGGAGGGGGACUUCAUGAAGCCAGUCAUCAGCAUUGUGGACGAGCUGCUGGAAGCCGGGGUCAACGUGACCGUGUAUAAUGGACAGCUUGACCUCAUCGUGGACACCAUGGGUCAGGAGGCCUGGGUGCGAAAACUGAAGUGGGCAGAACUGCCCAAAUUCAGUCAGCUGAAGUGGAAGCCCCUGCACAGUGACCCUAAGACUUCAGAAACCUCUGCCUUUGUCAAGUCCCACAAGAACCUGGCUUUCUACUGGAUUCUCAGAGCUGGACACAUGGUUCCUUCCGACCAAGGGGACGUGGCUCUGCAGAUGAUGAGGCUGGUGACUCAGCAAGAAUAGGAUGGCCUGGGCUGGAGGUGAGCUGCUUGCCUUCGGGGCACGGAAUCCGAAGCAAGCACCCUGAAGGUGUAGGAACCACUCUUCUCCCUUCGAAUCUGACUCAGGGGGAGAACGUGACUUGGGCUGUGAUUGUGAAGGGUCCCAUCAGCUUCGACAGAGAACAAAAUCAUUGCCUCUGUGACAACUUGGAAAUCAUUUCUGCUUCUGAAAACUAAGUUUUAAAAAAAUGGAUUUGUUUUCAUCAGAAUGAAGGGUUGAAAUAGAUUAACAUUUUCUUAUUACAAAAGCAAAUUAUGCGAUUUAUAGAAAAAACAGGAAAUACAGGCAAACAAAGAACAAAAUGAAUACUCAUAUGCUCCCUUCCCAGGGAUAAGCACUGUUACCACUUAAGUGUUUAUCCUUGCAAUUCUUUGUUUGCUAUACAUACAUAUAUAUUUUUUACAAAAAAUGCAAUCAUUGCUAUGUUAUGUCACAGUCUACUUUGUUCACACAUCAGUAUGUUGUCUGCUGAGCAUUCCAUUUUAUGGAUGUACCAUAAUUUACCUACCAAAUGCCCAGUUGUUUCCCAUAAGCAGUGUCUAGUUUGUCGCUUUUAUAAACGGUGCUCUGGUGAUUUAUCCUGUGAGUUACAUUUUUACACACAUCCUUAUCAUUUUCUUACAAUAAUUUCCUAAAAGCAUACUUGUUCAGUCAAAAAAUUGUAACAUUUCUUUAAAAUUAAAAUGAUGAGUUCGGGACUUCUGAGUUUUAAUUCAUGGCUCAAGAUCUGCAAAGGGACCUGAUAGCUUCUAUGAUAGCCCUGAAAGAAAUACCACUUCCUGUAGUUGUGGGGCUGGGAUUUUGAAAACCAAACCCGAAGUCUCGUCCUGCAGUGUGUGAGGAAAGAGUUACUAACAGGUUACGCCUUUGUGACCAGCCCCUGCUGACCUGAGACUAAAACAGGCUUCCUUGGGUGGUGCUCCACGCUUUCCCUACAGUUUGGUUUGCUGUUGGGAAGAGAGGGCUCCUGUACUCCUGUGUGGACGGGGAAGAAGGCCAGAGGCUUGUGCUGGGUCCCCCUGGACUCCACCAAUGCGUAUCGUUCUCCUGCUGCUUCUGCCGGGUAUCAUUUGCUGGAAAAAAAUUGAACUAUGAGUAUAACUAGUUGCUGAGUCUUACGAGUCCUUCGGGCGUUGAAUUACAGCACAAGUUGAAUUCCCAGCCUCACAGAGUCUUUUUAUUAGAGGUUAGGGUAUUUGGGGGGAAGGAGUGAAAGUUUGAACAUUAGGAUAUGUCAUAUGGGCAGAUUCCAAUGAACCUGGGACCUCAAAGCUUUUUUGCCACUGGAAGCAGCCCUUCCAUCCCUGUCUGAGGAGGUGAGUCUCUUGCCCUAAGAUCCUAUAGCAAAUUCCCAGACUUGCCUAAGGCCCCUGUUCCUGCUACAUUGUAUUCUCUCUCAACCCACACCCAUGCCUUCAUGGGAUUCCCUAUGAUGUGUUGACUGAGGAAGAAAAGUCUCAGGCUUGGUUUGUAGAUGGUUCUGUGUGAUGGGCAUGCAUCACCUGAAAGUGGACAGCUUUGGCACUGGAGUUCUCUCUGGGACAGCCCUGGAAGGUGGUGGUGAAGGGAAAUCCUCCUACUGGACAGACCUGGGAGCAGUGCACCUGUUUAUUUUGCCUGCAAAGAGAGAUGGCCAGAAGAAAGCGUCUGCCCCAAGUCAUGGUUUGGUUGGGUCGUUGAACUGGAAGGAGUGCAACUGGAAAAUCGAAAGGUCUGAAGGAGAGAGGUCUGAGGAUAGAGCUCUCUGAUUGGCAGAGCCUGAAGAUAUUUGGGUUCCAUGUGAAUGCUCACUGAAGGGUAGAGGAAGGUUUUAAUAAUCGGGUGGAUGGGAUGACCCAUUUGGUAGACAACAGACAGCCCCCUUCCCCAGCAACUCCUGUGGACUUGUGAACAGAGUGGCCCUGGUGACAGUGAUGGAAGCUAUGCAUGGGCUCAGCAACAUGAACGUGUGUUCACCAAGACUGACCUGGCUACAGCUACUGCUCAGUGCCCAAUCUGCCAGCAGCAGAGACAGCACUGAGCCCCUGAUGUGGCACCAUUGCUGCAAGGAAUCAGCCAGCUACCUGGUGUUAGGUUGAUUACAUUGGACCACUUUCAUUUUGGAAGAGCCAGCAAGUUGCUCUUACUGGAAUUGACACUUGCUCUGGACAUAGAUUUGCCUUCCCUGCCCACAGUGCUUCUGCCAAAACUACCAUCUGUGGCCUUGCAGAAUGUCUCAUCCACCAUCAUGGUAUUCACAGCAAAUGAAAUACAGCAGUGGGUUCAUGCUCUUGGAAUUCACUGGUCCAACCCUAGUCUUCAUCAUCUCGAAGCAACUGCUUUGACAGACAAUUGAAUGACUUUUUGGAGAUUCACUUAUAUUGCCGAAUAGGUGGUGACAUCUUGCAAGGGCUGGGGCAGUGUCCUCCAGUUUGUGGUAAAUUCUCUAAAUCAGCAUUAUGUUUCUCCCAUACCCUGGAUUCAGAAGUUCAGGAAUCAAGGGAUAAAUAUGAAAGUCAAUCCUCUCAGUAUUAACCCUAAUGAUCCAAUAGUCAAAGUUUUGCUUC
Messenger RNA from Eubalaena glacialis (North Atlantic right whale), 3959 nucleotides. RefSeq names its product serine carboxypeptidase 1 (gene SCPEP1). The transcript has 13 exons. Gene Ontology annotation, biological process: proteolysis. Lineage: Eukaryota; Metazoa; Chordata; Mammalia; Artiodactyla; Balaenidae. Bases 25 to 1374 code for a protein of 449 amino acids. The record is from RefSeq and is a predicted model, not a curated record. Gene Ontology annotation, molecular function: serine-type carboxypeptidase activity.